AGGAUAUAAAGUUUGUUAGAAGUAUUAAAAGAGCUGAAUCAGAAAUAUGAGUAAAUCUUAUCAAAAAAACUAUUCUUAUGGACAAAAAAUGAAAUUUAAAACAAAGAAUCCAAAUGCAAAGAAAAAACAUAAUAACAAUCAAUCUUUUGAAGAUAAUAGAGAAAAUUUAAUAGAAGGAUUUGCUUUAGAUAAAUCUUUAAAAAAUAAUCAGACAUUUGCCCAGGAAAUAUCAUUAAAUAAGCUAUCUACGUUACAAAGGUUUAUUGUGGAACCUUCAAAUAUUCCUGAGAGAAAUGAAUAUUGUGAUAGAAAGGAGCUAUUGGAUAGUCAUAUUGAUAAUAAUAUGGAACAAAUAAUCAAUAAAACUAAAACAUGUAAUAUAUCAAAUAAAAUGAAUGAAAUGAAGGAAGAUUAUGAUAGGGAGAAUGAGAAUGAAGUUUCUGUUGAUUUGAAAAAAACAUGGCUACAAGAGCGAGAAUUUUUUUUAUUAGAAAUUUCAAAAUUACAGGAUUCAUUAAAAGCUCAAGAGAGCCGGUUUUAUAGUGUUAUUGAAGAGAAUGAAAAGAAAUUGGAAACUGUUCUAGAUGAAAAGCAACAGCUUGAAUUGCAAUAUCGUGGUUUAUUGGGAAAAUUAUCUUCAAUAAAACAAGGUCUUGAAGAGAAAUUAAAGGCUGAUUCUGAAGAUUUGGCAUCUACAAAGAAAACGAUAGAAGAACUUAAAAAGAAAAAUUCUGCUCUUUUAGAGGAAAUUUCUUGCCUGAAAAAAGAACUUAUUGAUACCAAUAAUGAUUGUUAUAAAAAAUCAAAAGAAAUUGUUGAAUUGCAUGAUAAAAUUGAUCGGUCAGAGAAGAACUGGAUUAAUGAAAAAGAUAUUUUAUAUAAACAGCAGUCUAAUUAUAUUGAGAAUCUUGAGAAAUAUAAAAAAAUAUCAAAAGAUUGGAAGGAAAUAGCAUUAGAAGAAAGAAGCCAUAAGGAUGAUUUUAAAAAGAAAGUGGAUGAUUUUGAAGAAAGAAUUAAAGAAUAUGAAAAUUCAUUAAAACAGAGUCAAAGUUUAAAUAAUAACCUUAAAAAAGAAAAUGAAAAAAAUAAUCAAGUAAUUGAUGAAUACAAAAUGAAAAUUGAUAAGAUUAGUGAAGAUUAUAAAAGUGAUCUUAAUGAGGCUACAAAUGAAUUACAAGCGAAAAUAGAUACUCUUAAUGACAAAAAUAGCCAAUUAGAAGCUCAAAUAAAUAGUUUAGUCCUUGAAGAUGAGAAAGAUAAAAAGGAAAUUGAAAGACUUAAAGUAUUUGAAAAAGAGAUUAAAGAGAAAAAUUUACUUAUUGGUAAAUUAAGACAUGAAGCUGUUAUUUUAAAUGAACAUCUUGUGAAAACUUUAAACUUAUUAAGAAGAAACAAUUCAGAAGACAAUAUUGAUAAAAAACUUGUUACGAAUCUUAUUUUGUCUUUUAUUACUCUUCCAAGGGAUGAUGCAAAACGUUAUGAAAUUUUGCAAUUAAUGUCUGCAUUUCUUCAAUGGACAGAUGAGCAGAAGGAGCUUUCAGGACUGAUACGAUCAAGAAAAUCAUCAUUUAAAGAUGUUUUAUUCGGUUCUAAUGUUUCUUCGGAGCCAUUAUCGUAUAAUUCUUCAAAUUUUGAUUAUAAAUUUCAUAUAAAUCAGGCUUUAUCUGAUAAUAAAUCAAUGUCUGAUCUUUGGAUUAACUUUCUUCAAAAUGAAAUAUCUACUAAAGAUCCCAACUUAAACAAAUAAUUUAAAUGUUAUGAUAUACUGCUUUAUUUCUAAAAUACAU
This is a messenger RNA of Pneumocystis carinii B80, 1787 nucleotides long. RefSeq lists its product as hypothetical. Gene Ontology annotation, biological process: Golgi organization; endoplasmic reticulum to Golgi vesicle-mediated transport. Gene Ontology annotation, molecular function: small GTPase binding. Gene Ontology annotation, cellular component: Golgi apparatus. NCBI's taxonomy places the organism in Eukaryota, Fungi, Ascomycota, Pneumocystomycetes, Pneumocystales, Pneumocystaceae. The transcript is spliced from 8 exons. The coding region runs from base 47 to 1747 and encodes 566 amino acids. The record is from RefSeq and is a predicted model, not a curated record.